AUGAAUGAGACGAGUUUUAUCGAGCAGGAGGACGAUUAUUGUUGGCCAAAAGAAGAGCAUGGAAUUUUCAAAUACGCCUGCGUAAUGUUUAUCGCCACACCAAUUGCCCUCCUUGGAUUUUUCUUGAAUAUUCUGUUAACUGCGGUUUUUUGGAAAUUCCGGAAAACAUCAAAAUUGUAUUUGUUUGUAUUAGCGAUUUUCGACAUUUGCUCAUGCACUGUUUAUCUUUUCAGUAAUACAGUUAGAGCUUUUUCUGCUUAUCAUCAGAUUUAUUCCCUUCAUCGUUUCUGGCAUUACGCUUAUGCCUCAUUUUUUCAUGGAUUCACUCAAAUUGUAAACGGGAUCUUGUCGGCAAUACUUUUUUGGGUGGUACUUGAUUGUUGGGUGAGAGCCAAGCACAGUGCACGCCUCCGGUUCAUCAUCAGCCCAAUAUUUCGUCAUACCAUUAUUCUACUGGUGAUUCUCUUCACGAUAUUCUCUAGACUUCCUUAUUUUGUGCACGUCGAUGUCGUUCAUCAUCCAAAAUGCCCUCAGUUUCAGGAUUUAGCUCUCGGACCGAAUCCUAUUUACGAGAAACACUAUCAACGAAUAAUUGAUUGGAAUGAAAUCGUUAAUGAGAUUCUGACAACAAUCAGCGCAUAUUUUGGCACUCUCAUCUUUGGGAUUGUUUUGUGGACUGUUGCAAGGAGAAAGUUCCCGAGGAGUUCGAAAGAUUAUGUGUUAAAGCAAUUCGAUGAGCCAGAGCCGACAGAGAUCACCUUUAAUAAUAACGAAGAAAACGAUCAAGAAACGUAUACAUGGACGCUGAUUUUUGUGGUCGUAAUGCACGUUGUGCUUCUUUUCUUUUUUGUUAUAAUAUGGUUCUACCAACUCAUCUUCCAAGCAGAUUACCAUGAAACGCUUGAAAUUAUUGAGCAAUUGGACCUGCAUUUCUCAACACACGGUACUUUCACCUAUUUGAUUACCGAGGUUCCACUGUUGGGAAGGCUGUUUGACUCAUCGCUUCGCUUUUUCGUUUACCUCAAGUUUUCCCCAACGAUUCGACGAAGGAUUAAAAUUUUGUUGUGUCGUCACCGUGAACCCGAGUCUUCUCCACCAAGAUACGAAUUCGAAUCGGGUCGCCGCCUUUUGAAA
This is a messenger RNA of Mesorhabditis belari, 1134 nucleotides long. Lineage: Eukaryota; Metazoa; Nematoda; Chromadorea; Rhabditida; Rhabditidae. The record is from the annotation of a GenBank genome assembly.